This is a messenger RNA of Saccostrea cuccullata (small rock oyster), 2882 nucleotides long. RefSeq lists its product as uncharacterized. The transcript is spliced from 24 exons. Lineage: Eukaryota; Metazoa; Mollusca; Bivalvia; Ostreida; Ostreidae. Gene Ontology annotation, cellular component: plasma membrane. The annotation marks the transcript as partial. The record is from RefSeq and is a predicted model, not a curated record.
CUGCAGUGUUGUGGACUGAACUCUAGCAGUGAUUUCUGUAAUCUAGUUUCCUGCUCUUCACCUCCAUACACAUGUUGUCACACACUCUACCAAACUCAGAAUAGCCAAAUAUACUCCGAUACUAAUUGCUAUUUUGAACAAACGGGUUGCCUGGAUAAAAUACCUACUGUUUUGGGGUUUUAUACCACCGGCUUUUUUAUUGCCAUUUCCAUUUCAAUUCUUUUUGGGGGUUUAUCUGUUUUGUUCACAAUUUUCCAAAUAAGUUCUUUGCCUUCAAAAGAUGUUCAUGACAAAAACAUUCUAAAGAACGAUUCCCCUGAGACACCCAGGGAUGAGGAAAACAAAGGCAUCUGCAAACGAUGUUUUCAGUAUUGCACAAGCGAUUUCCCAUGCUUGAUUCUGAUGAUUGCUGCAGUUCUGUCUGUUCUAUUCGGUGGUGUUUUCAUAAUGGAGGGGAUAUUCCUCAGCUAUGAUAAAGUUUUUAACCAUGAUAUCAUUGAUGAUGUAAUAUUCAGCAACCUAUCAUUUGACGGACUGAACUUCUAUCAUAUCAGAACAUCAUUGUGUGCCUACAUGUUUUCUUGUGGAAUAAUUCUUAUCAUUUUUUGUGGAAUUGGGAUGUUCACACUCAGGAAAAAUUCAAAAUGCUUGCACGUCACACAAGCAAUCCUUGUCGGUAUUGUUUUAGCUUUGAUGAUCAUUGGUACUGGUCUGUGGGGGAAAAUAAAAGACACGAUUAGUUAUAGAAUGGAAGAUGAGAUGAAAUUGUUCCUCGAGAACCAUAAAUACAACCCGCACUUAUCGUAUGUGUAUUCAUACAGCUCCUAUGGAGCUUGGAGCAACCUGUUUGCUGUGGCGGAAUGUUGUGGGGUGGCUGAUCAUGAAGGUAGUGAAUUGGCUUCUUAUCUGUCUGGUAAUGAUGAGAUACCUAUUUUCUGCUGUAAAGAAAAUCCGUUAACGGAACCGUAUAGAACCAAUAACGAUGAUUGCACAGAUUUAGUAGAUCUGGACAUGUCCUUUAACACGUCCUGUAAAGAUGCCCUGCUGACAAGACUAGAUGCCUACAGCAAUACCUUCUUCUCCUGUAGUGGAUUGACAAUAUUUCUCUUGAUUGUUCAACUAGGUCUCAUCAUAUAUAGGAUAACAAAACUUCAAUUUGUCCCUCUUCAGUCAGACAAGUACUUUAAUCUGUUUAAAACUAAAAGAGGAUGGAGGGAAAUUUUGAUUCUAGAAUGGAGGACUUUAUUCAGUUUCCUUUCAACGUUGUCAUCGCUUAGUAUGCUGCUAUUAGGAAUUGUUUUGAUGUAUGACAGUAAGAUGACGGGGAUUAACGUUUACCACGUAUACAAGUACAUUUACCUAAGAGGUGUUAACUUCAUUGACAUUGUGGAAGCCAUGUACCUUUCCCUCAUCGUCUUGGGUGUUUUAUCGAUGGCUCUUGGUCUUGUUGGACUGUCAGAGCUGUUCAGAGACAUACGGAGCGAAGUCAGAAUAAAAUUUUAUGUUUUUGCAUUGAUCAUCUUGAUUUCCACCAAAUUUGUUUGUGUUUUUCUGAUGAUACCAAUACAAAUAGAAGUGGAGAGUGAUUCUAACGAGACUAUCUAUCAGUUUGUUAAUAUGGAUCGUCAAUACUCAAAUCCUGAUUCUACUAUGUAUACGGAUCUCAAUAGGUUUUAUUUGGAAUUUGAUUGCUGCGGAACUACUGGAUCCUAUGGGUUUAGAAACCUCGUAAACACGGCAGGGUAUGGACCUAUUAGUGGAUAUCAACCACACGUGUGUUGCUUCGGUCAAGAUUAUGUUACAACUAAAAAUCUAUAUCGAGUACAAUGUGAAAAAAAGGCAUGUGGUGAUGAAUUUGUGACUAUUACAAACAGCUACUGCUAUGGUUUGAUAGCGUCUAUGUCUAUCACUUCAUUUCUUGAGAUAAUCUGCGUUGUAUCUUCCAUACUUUACCUGAAAAACAAUAAAAUACAAAAAGAAAAUCAAUCCUUUUUGAUCUUGCUAAAGUUUUUCAUCAUUGGGAAUUCAGAAGUGUCAUUUAGAACGAGAUUGAUUGGAUUCAUUUGUUCAUGUAUUUUGCUGAUGUUAUCCCUUGGUGAUUUUGCUGAAAGUACAGCAUUUUUGUAUGACGAUGUAUUUUCGAACAGACAAAUCCAGCCAAUAUUUGAAAACAUGUCUAUGGCUGGAAAUUCGUUUUCAAGAAAUCUAAUCAUCAUGAGAUGGCUGAUGAAUACAACUGGAGUUCUCCUCUUUGUCACUUCUAUAUUUUCCAUUCUAACUAUUCAUCAAGGAUCAAAGUUUUUACACUCUAUGAAUAUUUUGCUUUAUGUCCUGGGGAUUUCAAUGAUUCUAACGAACUUAGGAUGGUGGAUCGCAGUUCAUGUUGAGGAUUUUCCAGAAGAAUUCUUGAGAAAGUCCUAUUCCUAUUCCUACAACUACUUUUAUUCUUUUUCAACUUAUGGAUACCAUAUGGACGAAAACGGGGCUUGGAACAACUUGUUUGUUAAGCUCAAGUGUUGUGGAUAUACAAAUGGCAACGAGAGUGACUUUAAUUCUGUUUUUAUGGAUGGUUAUAUUCUGUAUAAUAAUAAUAGAGUAUCUUUGUUUUGUUGUCAUUCCAAUCCCUUGACUAAGGAGUUCAAUUUUGAAUACGCAUCAUGUACUUCCAACGGAGGGGAAUCCUAUAGAUAUACAGAGCCCUGUUACACAAAGCUGUCCGAGAGACUUACAAAGUAUAGUACUGCCUUUUACACUAUUGCGUCACUCAGCAUAAUAUUAGAGGUUUUUAUGCUUAUAAUUCUUGGUAUGCUGAUAAAGACAGAUCCUUCAUUAAAAGAAGAUUCUUUUAUGAUUAAAAUCAAAUCCUACUUUGAAAAAGACAG